Molecule: messenger RNA, 5085 nt
Organism: Cuscuta epithymum
Lineage: Eukaryota; Viridiplantae; Streptophyta; Magnoliopsida; Solanales; Convolvulaceae
Source: the annotation of a GenBank genome assembly
GUUUAAUAACUGUUUUUCAAACAAAUAGACUAUUUAACUGUUUUUAAAAUUCAUUAAAAAUAAAAAUAUAACUGUUGUAAACAAUAUAUUAAAAAUUACGUAAACUAUAUACUACCUCCAUCGCCCAAAGUUUCAGACAAGAGAAGGUGACACGGUUAUUAAUAAAAGUGGGUUUAUUAUUAGUAAACAUCACAUCCUACAGUAUUUAAUCUCCGAUAGUUUACACUAUUUUUAUCACUAAAAGGGAAUAUGCUUUUUUAUUCUUAUUACUAAUUUUUACAAAUAUUAUAUUUAAUUCUCUCAUCAUCAUCAUCAUUACCCCCAGUGCCGCAAAGGUUCCCAUCUACGGUGGGGUAAGGGGGUCGGAUGUAUUGCUGGACUCGGGCCGGGCGGACCGAACCGGGCCCGACCCGGCCCGCUCACUGUUCUAACCGGCCCGACCCGGUCAACCGGGCCCUAGGCGGUUCGGGCCUACCCGGCCCGGGUGCAGGGCGGUCCGGGCUCGGGCCUCUAAUUUGUUGAACCGGCCCGGCCGGGCCGGGCCCGGUCCGGGCCUAACGGCUAAAUUUUUUAAAAAAAAAAAAAAUUCUUUUUCAAUUUUUUUUGGCCUUUGUAGCCGUUGGGGAGGCUCCAAACGGCUCUAUAGCCGUUGUAGAGGGGUGGGGGUGGGGGGUGGGGGGGGUGGGGGGUUGGGGGUGGGGGGAGAAAAAAAAACCUAUUUAUACUCCUAUUUUCUAUACAUUUUUUACACCUUCUCUACUCUCUAAUUCUCUAUUCUCUCAAUCUCUAAAAUCUUCAUUCAUCUCCAUCUUCAUCUUCUAUUCUUCUCCAAUUUAUCUCUACAUAUAUAUUAUUUAUAUAAAUAUUAUUAUAUCUACUUAUAUAUUUAUUAUCUACUUAUAUAUACAUAUAUUACAUUACUAAUAUUUAUUAUCUACUUAAUUUAUAUUUAUUAUCUUAUAAUUAGCUACUUUACGUAUAUAUAUAUAUAUAUAUAUAUAUAUAUAUAUAUAUAUAUAUAUUAUAUAACUUAUAUUCCUUAUCUACUUAAUCUCUUCUUAUUAUUAAUUUAUUAUAUCUACUUAUACAUUUAUUAUCUACUUAAUAGUUAAUAUAUAUUUAUUGUCUACUUAGUUAAUAUUUAUUCAUCAUCAACCAAUCGGCCAAUCCACCAAGGUACUCUUCUCUUCUUUUAUCCAUUAAUGGCGUUAUAUUCAAGUAGUUAAUUUGUUGCAUUAUUCAUUAAAGUGUACAAGUGGUAAAUUUAGACAUUGUAAUUAAAGUAUAAAACUAGUUAGUUUGUUGCAUUAUUCAUUAAAGUGUACAAGUGGUAAAUUUAGACAUUUUAAUUAAAGUAUAAAACUAGUUAAUUUAUUGCAUUAUUCAUUAAAGUGUACACCUAGUAAAUUUAGACAUUUUAAUUAAAGUAUAAAACUAGUUAAUUUAUUGCAUUAUUCAUUAAAGUGUACAAGUGGUAAAUUUAGACAUUUUAAUUAAAGUAUAAAACUAGUUAAUUUGUUGCAUUAUUCAUUAAAGUGUACAAGUGGUAAAUUUAGACAUUUUAAUUAAAGUAUAAAACUAGUUAAUUUGUUGCAUUAUUCAUUAAAGUGUACACCUAGUAAAUUUAGACAUUUUAAUUAAAGUAUAAAACUAGUUAAUUUGUUGCAUUAUUCAUUAAAGUGUACAAGUGGUAAAUUUAGACAUUUUAAUUAAAGUAUAAAACUAGUUAAUUUAUUGCAUUAUUCAUUAAAGUGUACACCUAGUAAAUUUAGACAUUUUAAUUAAAGUAUAAAACUAGUUAAUUUAUUGCAUUAUUCAUUAAAGUGUACAAGUGGUAAAUUUAGACAUUUUAAUUAAAGUAUAAAACUAGUUAAUUUGUUGCAUUAUUCAUUAAAGUGUACAAGUGGUAAAUUUAGACAUUUUAAUUAAAGUAUAAAACUAGUUAAUUUGUUGCAUUAUUCAUUAAAGUGUACACCUAGUAAAUUUAGACAUUUUAAUUAAAGUAUAAAACUAGUUGAUUUGUUGCAUUAUUCAUUAAAGUGUACAAGUGGUAAAUUUAGACAUUUUAAUUAAAGUAUAAAACUAGUUAAUUUGUUGCAUUAUUCAUUAAAGUGUACACCUAGUAAAUUUAGACAUUUUAAUUAAAGUAUAAAACUAGUUAAUUUGUUGCAUUAUUCAUUAAAGUGUACAAGUGGUAAAUUUAGACAUUUUAAUUAAAGUAUAAAACUAGUUAAUUUAUUGCAUUAUUCAUUAAAGUGUACACCUAGUAAAUUUAGACAUUUUAAUUAAAGUAUAAAACUAGUUAAUUUAUUGCAUUAUUCAUUAAAGUGUACAAGUGGUAAAUUUAGACAUUUUAAUUAAAGUAUAAAACUAGUUAAUUUGUUGCAUUAUUCAUUAAAGUGUACACCUAGUAAAUUUAGACAUUUUAAUUAAAGUAUAAAAGUAAUAAGACUAGUUAAAUUGUUGCAUUUGUCAUUUAAGUGUACACCUAGUAAAUUUAUACAUAUUAAAAUAUUUGAUAUACUUUUAUAUUUGUUAAGAUGGAGCGCGGUAGACAUUCUUUGGAUAUCGGAAAUCUCCAACGCAACCGAAAGAAGGAGAUUGCGAGAACUCAUCCUAGUUUGCGCAAAAAAAGCGGGCAGUCCGGAUCUUCUUCUCAAAGUGGAUGGGAGGACGAACCGGAAUACCAACGGCGAGAUGGCGAAAGAAUGUCCGACGAGCAACUACAACAACUAUUGGCUCAAAAUCCUCAAUUUUUCCAUCAACGAGACAUCCCGGUCCUCCCGGACGAUAUUCACACCAUUGACGAAGAAGAGCUCGAGGAUGACGAUCCGGAGGAGGACGCGGGGGGCGCCGGGAGUCACGGCACCCCGGAUGAGGAGCAAGCGGCGGACCACGAGGGUGACGAGGGUGGUUCAUCCCAAAUAGGUACGAAAUCUAAAUCUCCUAUUAUAGAAAAUAAUUUUAAAAAGUAUAAAGACCCAAGCACCGAGAAAUGGUACGCAAGUUGCAACCAUUGCGAUAAGGUGUACAGUUUGGGAACUUCGGGCGGAUACGGGAGCCUCAAAAGGCAUCUUAUGGGCAAGCACAAGGUGGAGUACGCAAAAAUUGAGAAAGGCAAGGGGAAGCAAACACAAAUAUCGAGGUUUGCAAACAAUCAACCUUAUGGUAAUUUCUCAUACAAUGAUCAACAAAAUUUGACUGGUAUGGCUAACUUUAUAGUUGAAGAAAAUUUACCUUAUUUGUUUUCUGAAAGUGUUUCUUUUAAAGAGUAUGCACAAACUUGUUUAAAUCCUCAAUUUCGAAGUUUUAGUCGAAAAAACGGUUAAAAAAGAAAUUAUAAGGCUUUAUAAGGCGGAAAAGUUGAACUUACAAAAUUUUUUUGCAAACUAUGAUGGACGUGUUACUGUUUGUUCUGACAUAUGGGAGGACACCUAUCAUAAUUUACAUUAUUUGGGUUUGACUGCACAUUAUGUUGAUGAUGAUUGGAAUAUGCAUAAACGUGUUCUUGCUUUUCGUGAAUUUAAUGAUCGUCACACCGCUGAACAUAUUUAUAUUUUGAUUGAGCGCAUUUUAAUUGAGUAUAAUUUGGUUAAUAAGGUGUUUGCUAUAGGUUUUGAUAAUGCUACUAAUAAUACUGCUGCUAUACCUAGAUUGCGUGAAUUGUGUGGUCCUACUACUUUGAUGGGUAGAUUUUUUCAUCAACGAUGUGCAUGCCAUAUAAUAAAUUUAUGUGUGCAGGAUGGUCUAAAAGCGUUGGGAGAUGCUAUGGAGGUAGCGAAGGGGGGGAUUAGACGUAUUUGGGCUAAUGGUCAACUUAAAUUAAAAUGGAAAAAUUAUUUGAAUGAAAGAAAUGUGAAAUAUGUUGCUUUUCCUAAAGAUUUGUCUAUUCGGUGGAAUAGUUCUUAUAAAUUAAUUAGAGUUCUUAUUAGAUAUAAAGAACAUUUUCCUGCUUUUUUAAAAGAAUAUGAUAACUACAUUUUAAACUCUGCUCACAUCGACACUUGCGAAAAAAUUUGUAAUGUUUUGAUAUUUUUUAAUAAUGCAACUGAAAGUUUUAGUCAUGUUUAUAAACCUACUUCAAACGAAUUUAUGCGUGAACUUGUUAAUCUCGCCGGUGCUUUUAAUGAAUUUCAAAAUGCCGAUUAUGUGAGCUAUUUUUGUACUUUUAUGAAGGAAAAGUUUUUAAAAUAUUAUUCACAUAUUCCACAUAUUUAUGGUAUUGCUUUUAUUCUCGAUCCUCGUUAUCGACUUAGUAAUUUGGAACAAUGUUACAAGUUCUAUUAUCAAUCUUUUUAUGGUGAUUUUCCAAUGUAUGAAGAUAACCCUAUAGAUCCGCAAUCUGAAUACAACGAGGUUAGUAGUUUAUUUUAUUCUUUAUUUAAUGAGUUUCGUGCACAAUAUGGCAACAUGCCCCCUCCCCCAACCCAAACAUCUUCAUCUAAAGGAAAAGGUCUUUUUAAAUCUGCAUUUGGCAAUCUUAUGAAAAAAGCUAAAACAACGCACACUACUGAACAAAGCACAAUUAAUGAGAUUGCUUUGUAUAUUAACUAUGAGGUUGAGUUUGUAGAAAAUGAAGAUUUUGACGUCCUAAAGUGGUGGAAGUCAAAAGAAAGAACGUUCCCGAUUUUGGCAUGGAUGGCUAAGCAAGUACUAUCAAUGCCGGUUUCAACAGUUGCCGUGGAACAAGAAUUUAGUUCGGCCGGCAACGUCCUAACUAAAUCGAGAACGUGUUUGAGUGCCGAAUCUCUUGAGACACUUAUAUGCUACCACGAUUGGUUGAAGGCAAGACGUAGAACUCAAGAACUUAGUCUCAUCCCCUCCCAAGACUUUAUGGAUGAAUCAACCGAUGGUGGUUCUACCUAUGCCGGGGAUUCCGAUUGAUUAGUAUUUUACAAUUUCUUAUUUUAUCCUCAAUUCUCUAUUGUAAUUUGUGAACUUGUAGAUUUGUAGUUCAUAUUUCAAAUCAAUAAAAGUUAAAUUUUUUUAUAUGUCGCAUUUUUUAAUUAUAUUAUAUUAUUAUUACUUAAUAGAAAAUGUAUUAGAAUUAAUUGUUCUCAAUUCUCAAAAUGUACUUAUUACUUA